AUGCAAAACCGAAGUUUUGUUAGUGAAUUUGUUCUCCUAGGGAUUUCACAGAACCCUGUUGUUCAGAAAGUACUAUUUGUUUUAUUUCUAUUGGUCUACCUUACAACAGUCAGUGGCAACCUGCUGAUUGUGGUGACCAUCCUUAAUAGUCCAGCACUCGUGGGCUCCCCAAUGUACUUCUUCCUGGCCUUCCUGUCCUCCCUGGAUGUGUGUGUCUCCUCUGUCGUUGCCCCUAAGAUUAUUUUUGACCUUCUCUCUGAAAAGAAAACCAUCUCAUUUGCAGGCUGUAUGAUGCAGAUCUUUUGUCUUCAUCUUUUUGCUGGUGUGGAGGUGAUUGUCCUCACAGCCAUGGCCUUUGACAGGUAUGUGGCCAUCUGCAAGCCUCUGCAUUAUACUACAAUCAUGAACUCAAGGCUCUGUAACAUUCUGAUGGGGGUAGCUUGGGCAGGGGGCUUUCUGCAUUCCAUUAUCCAAAAUGCCUUUGCUUCCCAACUGCCUCUGUGUGGCCCCAAUGUCAUCAAUCAUUUUAUGUGUGACUUGUACCCAAUAAUGAAGCUUUCCUGUGCUAACACUUAUGAAUUUGGCCCAAUGGUGGCAGCCAGUAGUGGACUCUUUUGCAUCCUGAUCUUCUCCAUGCUGCUUGUGUCCUAUGGUGUCAUCCUGUUCUCCCUAAGAGGACACAGCAGUGAAGGGCAGAAGAAAGCACUCUCCACCUGUGGAUCCCACAUUGCUGUUGUGGUUUUAUUCUUUGGCCCAUGUAUAUUUGAAUAUGCACGGCCUCCAUUGGUUUUCAGCUUUGACAAAAUUGUGGAGAUACUCUACACCAUGCUGACUCCUCUGCUGAACCCUGUAAUUUAUACUUUCAGAAAUAAGGAAGUAAAGAAUGCCAUAAGCAAAUUCUGGCAAACCUCGAUGGCAAAACUUUGUAAAAAGUAG
This is a messenger RNA of Sorex fumeus (smoky shrew), 936 nucleotides long. Its product is annotated as olfactory receptor 4C15-like. Gene Ontology annotation, molecular function: G protein-coupled receptor activity; olfactory receptor activity. Gene Ontology annotation, biological process: G protein-coupled receptor signaling pathway. The coding region runs from base 1 to 936 and encodes 311 amino acids. The record is from RefSeq and is a predicted model, not a curated record. The transcript has a single exon. Gene Ontology annotation, cellular component: membrane. Lineage: Eukaryota; Metazoa; Chordata; Mammalia; Eulipotyphla; Soricidae.